CGCUUCUCUCCACCACCUCCUCAGCCACAAUCCGUUACCGUGCUCUCACCCUCAUCUCCGUGCACGGCGAAAACAUAUCUGGCUGUAAAAAAAAACACGCUAGCACUAUGGCGACGGACCUGGCCCAAGGCGGCCCCUUUGAUAUCUACGCCACUUUCAAGGAAUUUCUGCAGGACGAUCAAAUCUCACCUCCGCUAGCCGCGAUACUAUCAUUAGCGGAAGCGAUCGUCAAGUCAAAUGCCGGAACGAUGUUCGAGCUCGUCCAAGCAUUGAACGACGGCGCCGAGGAACUGAAGCGGAGGUCUCCCAACCCCAUCAGUCUGAAUGCUGGCUGCGAACUGUUCAUCGCUUUCGUCACUCUAUUCCCGCACGAGUCCGACAACUUUGCGGAGUUGAAGAAGGAGCUGGAGCAGCAAGGGCGGAAAUAUGCAGCGGAGGCACUUGCCUUUCGUGACAAGAUUGCCGAGCUGGCCCUCGGCUUCAUCAAGGACGACUCCGUCAUUCUCACACACUCGCAUUCGCGCGUCGUGUUGCGGGCACUGCUCCAUGCUCACAAGACGAAGCGCAUAUCCGUAUAUGUCACGGAAUCGCGGCCUCGAGGACUUGGCCUGAGAACCUACGAAGCACUAACGGCCGCAGGAAUUCCUUGCACCGUGGUCCUUGACUCCGCCGUGGCAUAUGUCAUGGACCAGGUCGACUUUGUCCUCGUUGGGUCAGAGGCCGUCGUGGAGAGCGGCGGCCUCGUCAACUACGUGGGCAGUAACCAGAUGGCCAUCAUCGCAAAAGCGGCGAACAAGCCGUUCUAUGCACUAGCAGAAAGCUUCAAGUUCCACCGACUUUUCCCACUAUCGCAAUACGAUCUUCCUACCCACAACCCAAACAUCCUAUCGUUCGCGACUCCGCCGUCGACUGCGCAGUCAGCUGGACAGGGCAGUGCAAGUGCGACCGCCGCGCCUGUGGCCUCUACCAAAGACUCGGGGAACCUGGGAAGGUCAUCGCCGCCCGCGGAACGAGCGAUGACUCAAGAGCAGAUAGCGAGGAACCCGGGCGUUGACUAUACACGGCCGGACUUGAUUUCGCUCGUUUUCUCAGACGUGGGGAUCCUCACGCCCGAGGGCGUCAGCCAGUAUCUGGUUGGGAUGUUCGCCGGAUGAUGUACAGUAUAUCCGACAUUGGGACGAGAUCCCGAUUGAGUUUGCGAUAAACUUCGUGAGCCCAAUCAUGGGAUAACGAAUACAGUAUUUCUC
Messenger RNA from Trametes versicolor FP-101664 SS1, 1247 nucleotides. RefSeq names its product IF-2B-domain-containing protein. Gene Ontology annotation, molecular function: guanyl-nucleotide exchange factor activity; translation initiation factor activity. Gene Ontology annotation, biological process: translational initiation. Bases 108 to 1154 code for a protein of 348 amino acids. Gene Ontology annotation, cellular component: eukaryotic translation initiation factor 2B complex. The record is from RefSeq and is a predicted model, not a curated record. NCBI's taxonomy places the organism in Eukaryota, Fungi, Basidiomycota, Agaricomycetes, Polyporales, Polyporaceae. The transcript is spliced from 8 exons.